GCUAAAAACCCUACGGGUUUUCUCCGAUCCGCCGAAGACUGGACAGAGAGGGCCAUUUACUCUUUCUUCUCUCAUCUCUUCAUCUCUCGCUUCUCUCGGGUGCCCCUUUUCAUUUUCCUACCACCUGCCUGGCUUCCUAGAAAGUGCUGAAAAAGAAAAUAUCUUGAAGAUGUAUACAUCAAUGAAGAAGAUCCACAAAGAUAAGGAUGCUGAACCAACAGAAUUCGAGGAGUCAGUUGCCCAGGCAUUCUUUGAUUUGGAGAAUACCAACCAGGAUUUGAAAAGUGACCUCAAAGAUCUCUACAUUAAUUCAGCUGUCCAAAUUGAUGUUUCUGGCAGCCGAAAAGCAGUUGUUAUCCAUGUCCCCUACAGAUUGAGGAAAGCUUUUCGCAAGGUUCAUGUUAAGCUUGUGAGGGAACUUGAAAAGAAGUUCAGUGGCAAGGAUGUGAUUCUUAUUGCCACCCGGAGGAUAUUGAGGCCUCCAAAGAAAGGUUCUGCUGUUCAGAGGCCACGCAGCCGCACAUUGACUGCUGUACAUGAGGCAGUGCUAGAAGAUAUUGUCUUACCUGCUGAGAUUGUUGGGAAGCGCACUAGAUAUAGAAUUGAUGGAUCAAAGAUAAUGAAGGUCUUUUUGGACCCCAAGGAACGAAACAACACUGAAUAUAAGCUCGAGACCUUUUCUGCAGUUUACCGAAAGCUUGCCGGAAAGGAUGUUGUGUUUGAGUUCCCCGUUACAGAGGCAUAGAGAAUUCCUUUUUAAGUGUUGUGACACUUUGUUUCUGGUCUUUUUCCCCGAAAAUUACUGUUUGGGGCAAUUAAAAUUUUGACAUUUAUGAGGUGCUAAACAGUUAAGUGCCAUGGUGGAUUCAACUUCUUUGUGUGGUAUGCAUUUAGUGGUGUAGGAUUAUGAGUUUUAAAAGGUUUUUAUCA
Molecule: messenger RNA, 930 nt
Organism: Durio zibethinus
Lineage: Eukaryota; Viridiplantae; Streptophyta; Magnoliopsida; Malvales; Malvaceae
Product: small ribosomal subunit protein eS7-like
Biological process (GO): ribosomal small subunit biogenesis; rRNA processing; translation
Cellular component (GO): ribosome; 90S preribosome; cytosolic small ribosomal subunit
Molecular function (GO): structural constituent of ribosome
Source: RefSeq, a predicted model, not a curated record